CUGGUCUAUAAAUUGCUCUCAGCCACGCCCUCCAUUACCUUUAAGAGAGACUCUGUAGUCUGUAGCUCAAAUCUUAUGGCUGAGUUCGCAGGAGAAUUGCAAAGCUUCAAACCUUCUUUCCCCUUCUUAGAGUUCGACUCGAAUAUGGAACUACUAAACCAGAUUGCAGAGUUGAACCCAACAGCUUUCUUGAAUCCCAGCCUGAAUUUACAGAGCUUCAUGGGAUUCUCCGGUGACAUUUCCUUCGCCCAGCAGCAACCUGAAUUCUCGAUGAGCUUUGCAGAUGAGACGACGGGUCUCCUCUACCAAGGCAGUCCGAAUGCAUUGCCGGCAGUUGUUCAACCAGCUGCUUCCGUUGGAGAUGUUGUAGUCCAUGAAAGUAAGAUUCAAAAAGCAACAGCGGCAUCAGAGAGCAGCUCCGGAAUCACUUCUUCUGCUACAGUUUCGGAAACGGGGUUGGGAGGAGAUACUCAUCAGAUUAAGAGAAAGAGCAGCCUAGGAAGAGGAAAGAGAAAGAGAAACAAUGAGAAAGAAGGGGAAAAACCAAAGGAUGUUAUUCAUGUCAGAGCAAGAAGAGGUCAAGCCACUGACAGUCACAGUUUAGCAGAAAGGGUAAGAAGAGAGAAAAUCAAUGACAGACUGAGAUGCUUGCAAGGCUUGGUUCCAGGAUGCUACAAGACAAUGGGAAUGGCAGUGAUGUUAGAUGAAAUAAUCAAUUAUGUUCAGUCAUUGCAGAAUCAAGUUGAGUUUCUUUCCAUGAAGCUUUCAGCAGCUAGUUCUUUCUAUGACUUCAACUCAGAGGUGGAGGUUAAUGAAACUAUGCAGGGGGCAAAUGCAUAUGAAGCACAAGAGAUAGAGAGGCUGAUGAGAGAAGGUUAUGGAGGAGGUCUCACUUGCUCCCAAUCAACAUGGCCCCUUUGACUCUACUUUUGGCUCUUAUUCCCAACUGCUGCAGGCCACAUGAACAAGCUCUAUUCCUUCUCUGCCAUAUAUCAAAUCUGUCUCCUGAUCAUGCUUUAUAUAGCACACGUGCAAACAAAACAUGUACUCCAAACCCAUACGCCCAUGUGGGGGCCAAACUUAAAAUUCAAUAAUAAAAGUUGUUUUAAUAUCAUUUAUCUUCAAUUUGUUUGUUAAUUGUCCUUAAUCCCAAAGUUCUGGAUGAAAUUUGUUUCCUAGUACCAACCAUUAAUCUAUGUAUGACUACCACCAUGUUGCCAAGA
Messenger RNA from Nelumbo nucifera (sacred lotus), 1223 nucleotides. Its product is annotated as transcription factor BEE 1-like. Gene Ontology annotation, cellular component: nucleus. Gene Ontology annotation, biological process: regulation of DNA-templated transcription. Gene Ontology annotation, molecular function: DNA-binding transcription factor activity; protein dimerization activity. The record is from RefSeq and is a predicted model, not a curated record. Lineage: Eukaryota; Viridiplantae; Streptophyta; Magnoliopsida; Proteales; Nelumbonaceae.